CCAAGAUCAAGGAUGCCACCUUUCCGGACGAGUUGUACAAGCUCGGCUUCCGUCGGUAUCGGCUCAUGGGGGAGGAGGCCGAAAAUUAUCCCGAGAUCGAUCGUGUAUAUGAGAGCGCUGAAGGACCAGAUAUGGAUGCUAGGAACCGCUCUAAACUGAAGAAGCAAUUUGCGAAGGAGAACAAGAAGAAGGAUGCCCCAGUGCAGCAGAGGGCGGUGGAUGACAUCUUCCCGAAGGUGGGAACUGCCGAUGGGGCCAAGGAGGCAGUGCCUGAGGUGAAGGCUGUUGCCGGCGACGAUGUCGGUUCUGAUGCUGAAGGCUCUCCCAUUGGGCAGCUUAAGAGGAAAAGAGUCGGGAAGGGCGUGGUGCCCCCGGAGGAGAAGAAGCAAAAGAAGGAGGUCGUCGGGAUGAAAGAGGCCCCCGUUGUCAUUGUUGAUGAACAACCCUCCGAGCCCUCGGCUCUGGUUGCUGGCAUGUCGUGGCCCCAAGAUAAUGUGUAGUUCUCCAUCACCAAGGGGACUGCCAUCAUGCACGCGACUUUGAACCCAAAGGAGUUCUUGAGGGGCGCCACCCCUCCGACUGAUAAGUCUGUGCUCUCCCGGCAGGCUGACGAUGCCCUCUGCUCCAAGGUCCUUCAGGCCUCGGUCACUGCAAGCCUUGGCCUUGGUGAACUUACCUAGAGGAUGGAGCGUUAUGCCCUUCAGAAGUAGAAGGAUGAUGAAGCCUUGGCUGUGGCCCAAAAGAGGCUUCGGGAGGCCGAGGAAGCUUUCAAAGUCGAGAGGGCGGCCCUCGAAAAAAAUUCUUGAUAAUGCCAAGACAGUGGCAAAGGCCGAGGGGAGAGCUGAGGCUGAGAAGGCAGCUGCUGAGGCCGCUAAGAAGACCGAUGAAGACGCUGAGGUCGCCAAGAGGGAGGCGAUGAAGGAAGCGGUGACCGCCUUCGUCGCCGAGGACUGGAAAGUCGAGACCCAGAAAGCAUGGGUGGCUUCGGUAGUUGAGGCCUCGGUAGACGAGUGGGUAAGAGGCCCCGGGGCGAUGUGGCUGGCACAGAAGGGGAAAGAGUACUACGAUGGGGGCGAGUACUUUACUCAGGCCCUCAUCUAUCGGAGGCUAGCCAGGCAACUGGGAACAGACCCGUCGGCGUUUGAUCCGGUGGCUUAUGGGCUUCCUCCUCUCCAGCCAGACACCAGAAUUCCCCUUCCCGAGGGCGCUAUGAGGCCAGAUUUUGAG
Messenger RNA from Cuscuta europaea, 1227 nucleotides. NCBI's taxonomy places the organism in Eukaryota, Viridiplantae, Streptophyta, Magnoliopsida, Solanales, Convolvulaceae. The record is from the annotation of a GenBank genome assembly.